AUGGCUUCAGCAGUAGUCCGCAGAGCUCUGCUCUAUGUCCCGGCAUCUUCGAGGAAGAUGUUGGACAAGUCUCGCGGGCUUUCUGUUGAUUGUGUAGCGUACGAUUUAGAAGACUCCGUGACCCCCUCCAUGAAGCCAGAGGCUCGACGGAAUCUCCGAGAAAUACUCGCUCUUGAGCGUGCCCAAGGUAUCCGGGAACAAGCCGUCCGUAUCAAUGCUGUCGAGAGCGGCCUCGCUCUGGAUGACCUGGUGGAAGUGCUGAAAGCUCCCAACCUCGAUGCAAUCGUCGUCCCCAAGGUCCAAUCUGCUUCGGAUCUCCACUUCGUUACAGAUGUCUUACGGCACACAUUGCCGGACAGACACCCAUCAUCGCCCACUCAAGGAUCAGGAAAGGAGCCAAUCCGGGUGAUAGCUUUGAUCGAAUCUGCUCGUGCUCUGAUGGAUCUUUCGAGCAUCUGUGGAGCAUCUCCUUAUCUCAGCGGCCUGGUAUUCGCUGCCGAGGACUUUGCGUUGGAUCUUUCAAUCCGGCGGACCCCAUCAUUGCAGGAAUUCCUAUACGCGCGUUCCGCCAUUUCAACGGCCGCCCGGGCGUUUAAUCUGCCGUCAGCGAUCGAUCUCGUCUGCACGUCCUUCAAAGGGGAACAGGGGAUGAAGACCCUGGAAGCGGAGUGCGAAGGAGGAAAGGAUCUCGGCUUUAAUGGCAAGCAGCUGAUUCACCCGUCUCAGGUGGAGAUUACGCAGAGAGUUUUCUCACCGGUGGAGAAGGAAGUGGAAUGGGCAGCGCGCAUCGUCAUUGGGGACCAGAAAGCGAUCGACCAAGGAAGGGGAGCGUGGACGAUGGAUGGGAAAAUGAUUGAUGCCCCAGUUGUGGGCAAGGCGAGAUCAAUAUUGGACAGGGGCAGGGUCUGCGGCUAUGAUGUAGAUGCUGUUAUGACUCGAUGGAAGGGUCAAGAGCCGGAAUAG
Eremomyces bilateralis CBS 781.70 is the source of this 963-nucleotide messenger RNA. Its product is annotated as beta subunit of citrate lyase. NCBI's taxonomy places the organism in Eukaryota, Fungi, Ascomycota, Dothideomycetes, Eremomycetales, Eremomycetaceae. The coding region runs from base 1 to 963 and encodes 320 amino acids. The transcript is spliced from 3 exons. Gene Ontology annotation, molecular function: catalytic activity; magnesium ion binding. Gene Ontology annotation, biological process: oxaloacetate metabolic process. The record is from RefSeq and is a predicted model, not a curated record.